This is a messenger RNA of Scaptodrosophila lebanonensis, 1617 nucleotides long. Its product is annotated as prolyl 4-hydroxylase subunit alpha-2-like. Gene Ontology annotation, cellular component: endoplasmic reticulum. The transcript has 5 exons. The record is from RefSeq and is a predicted model, not a curated record. Lineage: Eukaryota; Metazoa; Arthropoda; Insecta; Diptera; Drosophilidae. Gene Ontology annotation, molecular function: protein binding; iron ion binding; procollagen-proline 4-dioxygenase activity. Gene Ontology annotation, biological process: peptidyl-proline hydroxylation to 4-hydroxy-L-proline. The coding region runs from base 1 to 1602 and encodes 533 amino acids.
AUGCGCACAUUUCUAAUAUUUUGUAUAUUUCUGGGCAGCGCCUGCGCCGAUUACUAUACGGCCACUAGUGAUCUGGAAGUGCUUUUCGCGGCUGAAAACAUUUUAGUGGAAAAAUUCGAUGACUAUUUAAAUAAGGUGGAACAAAAGCAAACAGAAAUAAAAGAAUUUUUGAACUACGUGGACGCCUUGCAGGCCGAAAUGUCGGAUCCCGAGGCGUAUCACGGUAAUCCGCUGAACGCAAUUGUAACCAUAAGGCGAUUUGUCUAUCAAUGGAAGCAUGAUGUGUUGGAAAAGAUAUUCUCCACGCAGGAUUAUGACGAUUACAAAAUAACGAUAGCCAAUGAGUUGCAGCAGCUCAAUAUAACAAUGCCCACUCAGGAUGAUAUUUUGGGCGCCGGCAGUGGACUAUUACGUCUGCAAGAGACCUACAAACUGUCCACGUCUGAGCUCGCCGAUGGCAAAAUACUGGACAGGCAGACGGAGGCGGAACUGAGUGCCAGCGAUUGCUACGAGAUGGGUCGCAAUGCCCACGAGCUGAAUCAGCACCAGUAUGCAGUGGAGUGGCUACUACAGGCGCGUUCCUUAAACCAGCACCCAGAAAAUAUUACCCAAGUGAGCGAUUUACAGAUCUUGGAACUAUUGGCGCCAGCUCUGAACCGAACGGGCAACCUCAAGCUGGCCCACAUGCUAAAUAGUGAAAUUUUGAAACAACAGCCCGCCCAUGAGGCGGCCAUAAGGGAUAAUAUCUAUUAUCUGCACGAAAUGUUGCGCCAGCGCCACAUUCUCACUGCGCCUCAAGAGGAUCAAGGGGAGGAUGGGAAGAGAAGCGAGGAGAAGCCCUCGAAACCGGAUAAGUAUGAGCUUUACAGGCGCACCUGCCGCGGUGAGUUGCGUCCGACGGCGCGUCAGCAGCGCAACCUUCGGUGCCGCUACACCGACAAUAAUGUCCCCUUCCGUCGCCUGGCCCCAUUCAAGAUGGAGCUGCUGAGCGAGGAUCCCUUUGUGGCCUAUUACCAUAAUGCGAUGCACGAAAGCGAAAUGGAACAGCUGCAGGAUGUGGGCUUUGGCAAUCUAAAGCGAACGCGUGUGGGCCAAAAUUCGACAGCAGCCACAUCGUCUAUUCGCAAUAGCAAGGGCAUCUGGUUGUGGUAUGAGAAGAACAGUUGGCUGGCAAGCAUCUACCAGCGAUUGGAGGAUAUUACGGGCCUGAGCAUGGAGAGCGGCGAGGCUCUGCAGCUGGCCAAUUACGGCAUAGGCGGGCAAUACGAACCACACUACGAUUACAUGUCCAGCCCAACAAAUGACUGGAAAGGGAAUCGCAUUCUGACAGCACUUUUCUAUAUAAAUGAUGUCGAUAUGGGCGGUGGCACAGCCUUUCCCUACCUGCCACUCCUGGUGAAUCCUGUUAAGGGCAGUGUGGUGGUUUGGUAUAAUAUGCAUUCGUCCACAGAGAAGGACUUUCGCGUCCUGCAUGCCGGCUGUCCAGUGCUAAAGGGAUCUAAGUGGAUCUGCAAUGAAUGGAUGCAUGAAGGUGGUCAGGAAUUCCGAAGACCGUGUGGUCUGGCGCCGGAGCGCACCAAGUCGGCUGCCUACGAAGCGUAGACGGAGAAAUCCAAG